ACUUUGUGGUUAUAUAACAUUUGUGGCUUUCAAGUACUUUGUUUCCUCUUUUUCUUUUCUUACCAGAUCCAAUCUGAGUACAAAGGCUUUUCACCAAAAAGAUCAAUUUUGAGGUAUUUCUAGUCCAAUAUGCACAGUUCCAGUCUCUAAAUCUUUGUUUACUUUAAGCUACAUUAUUCUCCAAAUAAUGGGCUCUGCUUUGUGUCAUUAUUGCAUAACCUAGUGGCUAUGUUUUUUCUUGGUUGUUGGAGGAGAGAAGCAUUCGUAGGGGGGCUAAAUCAUGUUUCGGUCAUCACCACAUAGGAGCCAGAGAUCAAAAGGUUUUAAGGUAAAGCAUGCUGUACAAAUAUGUCUUCUCCUAGGUGUUGGAAUCUGGCUGCUUUACCAAGUCAGGCAAUCUCAUGACAAGAAAGCUGCAGCAUUUGACGACAGUGUCAAAACUGGGAAUGGCAUUAUAAAACUAGGAAGAAAGGACCUCCCUGAAGCUGAAGAAACCAUCAUUAGAGAUGAGAGACACAGGGAGAAAGAAGAAGAAGAAAGCAAGAAUGAAGAUGAAACUAAACCUGACAACUACAUAGGAACUGGGGGUGGAGACGAGAUCCAGAGUCAUUUUCAUGAUCAAACUGAAGAGGGAUUUGAUCGGAGGGAUGGUUCCAUCGAUGGAGUGAAGGUGGGUGAAGAAAACAAGGAGAAUGUUGGUGCAGAAGAGAGGGAGGAUAGCACUGAUAAUCACCAGACAGAGAAAGAACAGAUCAAGGACAAUGUUAGCGAAGAUAAUGGGAGUGAAGAGAACAAAGUGCAUGAUGUCCAAGAUACGCAGAAUGUAGAGAGCAAAGAGACUGAUAAUGGAGAAAGCAAAGAGAAGGGAAAUGAAGGUAAGGAGAAUCCUGAUGAGAAUAAGGAGAAUGAAGAGAACAAAGAGACAGAAAGCCAAGAUAAGUCAAAUCAAGAGAGGCAAGAAAACACAAAUGAAGGGAAGGAAAGUGUAGAGGAGAGUCAAGGAAUGACAAUUAAAGAGGUUGUUAAAGAAAGCAAAGGGGCAGAAACUAAAGAGACAGAAGACAAGGAAGAGAAGAGGAUUGAAAAUUCAGGUUCAGCAGAAGAUCAGGUUCCUGAUGGAAAUUACGAACAUAGCAAGGAGGCAAGAGAAGAACAUUACAAGGGAGACGAUGCUUCCAGUGCAGUUGUCCAUGAAACUCAAAAUUUAACACCUGUAGAAGAGCAAGGUGGUUUGGAGAAGACUAACGAGGCAGAGCAUGUGAAGAACAAAGAAAAGAACGAGUCUGGAUAUGACAGUAAAACAAAUAUCUCCGAGAUUGUUGAUGUCAAUCAAAAUGAAGUUCCAAAUGGUGAACCAGUGGAAAAUAACAAUGCCACAAAUCCAGCCAAUGAACAGAGUGGCAAUGAAAGUAGUAAGCAAGGAUCGGAGGAUGGUUCCCAUGAUACGUCUGCAGUAGCAACAGAAAAGAAUGAUCAGCAACUGAUGGAUUCUAACUCCAGUCCAGUUACUUCAGAACAUCAUGAUUCUUCACCUCAAAAUCAAAAUGAAACUCCAGAAAACACAAAGUCAAAGGGAGAGGAUUCAACUAAGAAUGAUGUUGUCCUACACGUACAAACAGAGAAAUCUGACUCAGAUGCCAGUGGCCGGCAAUCAGAUUUGAAGGUGACACCUUCCACUGCAACUGAGAAUGUAGAUUCAACUAAUCAAGAAUCAACAGAUUCUAGCAAUUCUGAGUCUGUUUCAUCUAAUGGGCUAACUGUUGAGUCCAAUAAGCCUUCAUCAGCGAGCCAAAAUAAUAAUGCAGUUCAGGGUGAAAAGUCCGAUGGUAGUACCAGAGAGGGAAAUCAAGAAAUUGUUUUAUUGUCAAACACAAAUGAAAAUGCAGAUGCAGGGCAGAAGGAACAUGUUGAUUCUUCAAACUCCAUAGAGAAAGACGCAUCAUCAAAUACAAAUAACAAUGUGGAUGCUGACCAAAAGGAACAUGUUGAUUCUUCAGAUUCCCAAGAGAAAGAUGUGUCCUCAAACACAAAAGAUAAUGGUGAUUCUGGCCAGAAUCAGAGUGAAAAUUCUGUUCACAGCAGCACAAAUGACAAUACAGUCACAAGCCAAAAAGAACAGGUUGAUUCUAACAGCGGUGAUGCUGAUCAGAAUGAGAACAACAAUGCCGUUGAAAGCAACACGAAUGACAACAGCAAUACAAAUGUCAACACAGAUGCAAGCCAAGAGCAAGUUGUUUCCACUGACUCUUCAACAUCCCAAAAAGAGAAAGAUGCAGCCUCAAACACAGAUAGCAACACACAUGCCAGCCAGAAUGACUCAAAUAAUUCUUCCCAGAACGAUUCAGUUGAUUCUUCAAAUUCUUCAGUUUCUCAAGAGGAAAAAGAGGCUCGGACAGAUUUGGGAACCUUGCCAGAUACAAGAAGCCAAGAAAUUAAUGGUGGGGAUGCAGCAGCAGCAGAAGCAGAGUGAGUUUGUUUACUUCCUGCUAGGAUAUAGUGUACUUGGACAAAUUUUGACGUCGCUUAUAUUUUGUUUUCUUCUUUUCCCUGAAAUAAUCAGGAGAAUCUGUAAGCUUCUAUGUUUAUUGGUGUGCUUUAUUGCAAUAAUAGUGUAUAAGAGGUAUUACUGUUUUCUGCUUAA
Hevea brasiliensis (rubber tree) is the source of this 2641-nucleotide messenger RNA. RefSeq lists its product as uncharacterized. NCBI's taxonomy places the organism in Eukaryota, Viridiplantae, Streptophyta, Magnoliopsida, Malpighiales, Euphorbiaceae. Bases 281 to 2470 code for a protein of 729 amino acids. The record is from RefSeq and is a predicted model, not a curated record. The transcript is spliced from 2 exons.